Molecule: messenger RNA, 14365 nt
Organism: Scomber scombrus (Atlantic mackerel)
Lineage: Eukaryota; Metazoa; Chordata; Actinopteri; Scombriformes; Scombridae
Gene: wnk1b
Product: WNK lysine deficient protein kinase 1b
Exons: 38
Coding region: 343-8847 (2834 amino acids)
Biological process (GO): intracellular signal transduction; positive regulation of potassium ion import across plasma membrane; monoatomic ion homeostasis
Cellular component (GO): cytoplasm; cytosol
Molecular function (GO): chloride channel inhibitor activity; protein serine/threonine kinase activity; potassium channel inhibitor activity
Source: RefSeq, a predicted model, not a curated record
CCCUGUAUGGAAGGGCCUUUUAGGACCUGUAAAUUGUCUUGUUAAGACAGUGGAUAUUUCAAAGAGGAAGUAGAAACCCUUUCUGGCAAACUACAAACCACAACGACAGAUUGCCAUCUUCAGUUGAUUUGAAAUUUUUCUGUUACUCAUCCCCUUUGCUUUUUUCUGCUGGAGUUUUAUUUGAGGUUGACGAGCUUUUCAUUUGAAAAAAGAAGCUUGCUGGUCGAGAUUUGUCCCAGUGUAUUUAUAGUUUAAACUUAAGUUUGUAAGAUAACUCGCAUCAAGAAUCCUUAUUUAUCAGUACAGAAUUCCUUUUUUUUGUGGUCUUCGCCUCGGGGAGGAAUGUCUGAAAGCAAUAGCAGCAGCAAAGCAGUGAAAUUCAUUGCUCCGGCCCCCCCUCCUCCCUCUGCCUCCCUCCAUCCCUCACCUCAGACCCCCCACAAGAAUGUGAACGGCUCUGCCAGUUCAGACACGCACGUGGUGGAGAAGCUCGAUGGACACCCGGAGGUCCAACGUCGACGCCACACGAUGGAUAGAGACUCCAAAACAGCCGAGCACCGCUUCUUCCGUCGAAGCGUCAUUUGUGACUCCAAUGUCACGGCUUUGGACCUGCCCAGCAAAGCAGCUGUGAUACUCACCUCGCCUCCUGACUGCGAAGGGUCUUCCACCUUGUUCCCUCCGCAGCCCUCGGGGCCUGGACCUGGGGUACGAGACGCUGACAGUCAGGAUGCACUAAGAGAUCCCUAUUUGCAAAGUACGACCCCGCAGCCUGUUCUUGGGCUUGGUGGGGCAGUGGCAGAGGGGCAAAUACAAAAUGCUGAGGAAGAUUUAAGUGCAGGCAGUGUCACAGUUGGUGUACCCACCAUUAGCAGUGUUGAACAUAGUGGAGACGGGGCGGUAAAAGAGCCCAGCCCGACAGUAUUGGAUGUUACCAACAAAACAGUAGAAAAACCGCCUGAUGUCACGUUGCGUCCCAGAGGGUCGGAGGUUACGCAAGAGGCGGCAAAAGACAGAAAAGCGACAGAACAGGUGGAUGAGGGUAGAAUUAGUAGUCCGACCGAGGAGAAGGAGAGGGAGAACGAGUUAGCGAAAGCACGGGCGGAGCAGCGAGAGGCCGAGAAACGAGUGCAAGAGGAUAUAGAGGAGGUGGAGACGAAAGCUGUUGGGACUUCACCCGACGGACGCUUCCUGAAAUUUGACAUCGAGAUUGGAAGAGGGUCCUUCAAGACCGUGUACAAGGGACUGGAUACAGAGACUACUGUGGAAGUGGCGUGGUGUGAGCUACAGGAUCGCAAGCUGUCCAAGUCGGAACGCCAGCGCUUCAAAGAAGAGGCCGGGAUGUUGAAGGGUCUCCAGCAUCCUAACAUUGUCCGCUUCUAUGACUCCUGGGAGGGACCAUGUAAAGGAAAGAAAUGUAUUGUUCUGGUCACCGAGCUCAUGACAUCUGGCACGCUUAAAACCUACCUGAAGCGUUUCAAGGUGAUGAAAAUCAAAGUGCUGCGUUCAUGGUGCAGACAGAUCCUUAAAGGCCUUCACUUCCUACACACCAGAGCUCCACCCAUCAUUCACAGAGACCUGAAAUGUGACAACAUCUUUAUCACUGGGCCAACGGGGUCGGUCAAGAUAGGAGACCUGGGGUUAGCCACACUGAAGAGGGCCUCCUUCGCCAAGAGUGUCAUAGGCACCCCAGAGUUUAUGGCCCCAGAGAUGUACGAGGAGAAGUAUGAUGAAUCUGUAGACGUCUACGCCUUCGGGAUGUGUAUGCUGGAGAUGGCUACCUCAGAGUACCCCUACUCUGAAUGUCAAAACGCUGCCCAGAUCUACAGACGAGUCACUAGCGGAGUGAAGCCUGGCAGUUUUGACAAGGUAGCCAUUCCUGAGGUGAAGGAAAUCAUAGAGGGCUGCAUCAGAACAAACAAAGAUGAGAGGUAUGCUAUAAAGAUCCUGCUGAACCAUGCUUUCUUCCAAGAGGACACGGGAGUCAGGGUUGAACUGGCAGAAGAGGAUGAUGGGGAAAUGAUUGCAAUCAAGCUCUGGCUCAGGAUAGAAGACGUCAAGAAGCUCAAAGGAAAAUACAAAGACAACGAAGCCAUCGAGUUCUCCUUUGACCUGAACAAGGAUGUCCCUGAAGAUGUGGCCCAGGAAAUGGUUGAGUCCGGCUAUGUUGCUGAGGGUGACCAUAAGACCAUGGCCAAGGCUAUCAAGGACCGUGUGUCUCUGAUCCGGAGGAAAAGAGAACAGAGACAGCUGGUACGAGAGGAGCAGGAGAAGAGAAAAUUGGAGGCAGAACAACUACAGCUGCAGCAGCAACAACAACAGCAGCAACAGCAGCAACAGCAGCAGCAGCAGCAACAGCAGCAGCAACAACAGCAGCAACAGCAGCAACAGCAGCAACAGCAGCAACAGCAGCAGCAACAGCAGCAACUGCAGCAGCAGCACCAGCAACAAGAACCACACAAACCUUCACACGCACAGGCAGAGGCAGAGGAGACUGAAGUAGAACAGCAACAGUUCCACUAUCAGCAGAGCGGCAUCUCGCACACAUCUGAAGGAGGCAUGGACAGCGGCCAGGGUUCCUCAGUUUUCUCCUCAGAUUCUCCCCACCUGGGUCAGCUGACCAUGUCAUACAGCUGCCCCCCCUCUUCCCAGCCCCCCUCCCAGCCCCAAACCCCUUACCCCUCCACCCCCUCUGCUACCCUGCAGCAGCACCAAGCCUACGCUCAGCCACCGCAGCCAAUGCCUGCGUCGCGCCUUCGUCGAAGUCGUAGCAUGUCUGUUUGCGUCCCCCCCUCCUCCUACUCCUUUUCCUAUGUUCCUCCGCCCCCGGCUGUUCGUCCAAAGCAGCCUUCCACCCCUCCUCCAGACCUGUCCUCCUCAUCUUCCUACACCACCACCUCCCCCUGCAUGCCUCUCACAGCUGAGAGGGACACAUUCGCUGGGCGCCUCUCCAAAGCCCUGGAGACAGUCCUACCCCUUCACUCUGCCUCCUCUCUGCCCGGGGCCAGGCAGCGGAGGGCCAGCCUACCGGCCCUGUUCUCCACCCCUCAGCAUUCAAUGCCGCACCCCUACAGUGGAGGAGCAAGCACAGGAGGAGGAGCAGGAGGGAGCAUCCCCCUCCAAACUCUCCCCGACCCCCCUUCUAUUUUCUUCCCCUCCAUCCCCGAACGCCCCAUUUCCUUCUCGCCUCCUCCCACUGGCCCUCCAAAGGCCUACAACACCCAGCGACGCAAGAGCACAUCCAUUCUCGAGGCACAUACCCGACACUUCCAACCUGCCUACACUCGGUAUGGGAGCAGCCUGCACCCCUUUUCUGGGAUGGAGACUGUUGACACCCCCUCUCUCUUUAUGGUCAAUCCUGGCUUUGCAGCAGCUGCUCAGAGACUUGGCGUAGGGGAACCUAUGCAUCUCCAAGGACAAUCUGAUGCAAGUUUGUAUGGCUAUAAAGACAUGAGGGCAGAACACGAGGAAGCAGUGAGGAGAUUAAGUCUAAAUCAAGCUGCCUUAUUGGACCAUUAUGAAGCAAUGGCGUAUGGAGGAUACCCAAUGACUGCACACCAGCUUGGUCACUUGAGUUUCCAUCAGCAGAGACAAGCUGCAGCUGCGGCUGCGAGUUUGGGCUUUGACCCUGGACCUCCACCUCAACCAGGAUUCUUGCACACACACCUCAUGCAAAGAAUGAGUGCACAUAGUCCGAUCCCUCCACCUUUACCUUCUAUGAAUGCAUCUACUGGUGGCUCUGUGUCUUCUUCAUCAUCUGAUGGAUGCUAUCCGCCACCACAGCAUGCCUCCAAUUCCACUUUUCCUAUUUCUGCACCUCCAGUAAUGGCUGAUGCCCCACCGUCUACUGGAAGUGUAUUUGAAUUUCAUUUAGCUGCAGCCGCUGCAGCUGCUGCUGGUGACCCAAGCGUCCUGGCAUCCAGGCUUUACCGGGCCCGAAGGAGCUCUAUGGACCUCGCUCUAGACGACAGCACUGGAACAGGAUCAGGUGGCUCUGGCACAUACAGUCGACUCCAGCCAGUGACAGAAGAGCUGUACGCAUAUAUCAGUCCUGAGCUCCCCUUACCUCCAGGAAGUCUUCUCCUUCAUCACACAGGUGUAACCGUCAAAGACAGAAGCCCAGAACCAUCUAGCGACUCUCUGGCCUCCUCCGAUGCGGGAGAGUUCCAAUCACCUCCUCCACCACCUCUCCUCCCUCAAUACGACUCCUCGGCCGCUCAGUCCAUCCCUCACUCGUCCUCCGUUGCGUUCUAUGAUUCAUCAGGGGGAGUGCCUCCCAUAGACACCCAUGGACAUCCACCCUCCAUGCAGACCUUUCUCCCUCCCACCCCAUCCUCCGAGCUCCCACUUGGGGGAACAUCAUCAACUCAGCUGGAGUCUCUGAUCCAAAGUGUCUGGGCGCGACAUGGAGGGGUGGUACCAGCCCAACCUGAUAUGACAUACCAUGAGUCAUUGCUGGCCAUGCAGGCCACUAACCCCACACUGCAGGCUCAAGCUUCUACCCCCCAGCAAAGCACCGGACCCCCUCUGGGCACCGCCACCUCCCAGCCAGCUGCCCCUGGAACCCCCCAGCAGGUUAUGUCGUCCAGUCAGUCUAACAGUUCAUCGGUUCAGAGCCCCAGCCACGCGUCUCUACCACAAACAUCUGCACAGCCCAGUGUCUCUCCGCCUACUUCUACCGUUUCCUUGGUGACCCCCCCUUGUCGGUCGCCAUCCCUUCCUGUUACCAUGCCGACAGCGGUCGUGGCUUCCCCUCCCUCUUCUCUGACACUCCCUGUUGGGGUGGUGCCUACUAUUGUUACCCCUCCUCCUCCUUCUCCUGUGCCCACACCUGUACCUCAGCCAAUGGCCACUGUGGUGCCAGUCAUCAGUGUGGUCAUCGACCCGUCUGAUACUCCCAUGGAAACCCCUCCCCAGUCUGCCUCUCAGUCUUCAGAGCUGUGCCAGUCCCAGCUACAGCCACCUCAAGUUCAGUCAUCUAUAGAGAGUGGCCACUCUGAGACUUCGGGUCUGAGUGACGGCAAUGAGGGAGGAGGGGGAGGCCGUCAUGAAGGGCGCUCCGCCAAGCGACACCAGAGACGAUCAGUUCGCAGUCGAUCACGCCAUGAGAAGAUCUCCAAGGCGAAACUCAAUGUUCUCAAUAUCUCCAAUCGAGGAGAUCGGGUAGCAGAGUGUCAGCUGGAGACCCACAACAGGAAGAUGGUCACCUUCAGGUUUGACCUAGAUGGAGACAACCCUGAGGAGAUAGCCCAUAUCAUGGUCCAGAGCGAGUUUAUCCUGGAGAGUGAGCGGGAGUCGUUCAUCGAGCAGGUCAGAGAAGUGAUACAGAACGCUGAUGAGAAAGGCCUGGAGAGGGACGUAAACAGCAAGAUAGCAGGUGACAUGGCGCAGCAGAUUCCUGUUAUAUCUGUCCCCAUGCCAGACAACCCUCCAGGUGAAACAGCACAAGUGGUUCACUCAGCAGGUCGCAAGUUCAUCGUCAGCCCCGUACCUGAAGCCAGGCUGAAGGAACCAGCCUUUCCCACCUGUCCCUCUCCUGCCCCUGCACCUCCUGUUGAAAUAACUCCAUCUCAGACUCCAGGCCAAGGUUUGGUGUUGUCCCAGUCUGCGGGAGCCAUCAGCUUACAACAAGCAUUCACCGAGCUCAGACAAAACCAGAAUCAGUUUGACCCGGGACCCAGCACCGCCCCAGCCUCCAUCCACUCCGCCCAUCCUCUACAGGCAGCGUCUUUACCUCCGCAGGCAAGCACCGUCAGUGGAUCUGCUCCUACUUUGGACCCUAUCGCUGGACUUGUCCCUUCUAAUUUAAACCAGGCAAAGGAGCAGGUCCUGGAUUCCUCCACCCCCUCCUCUUUACCCGCUGUCUGUCUCAGUCCUCAUUGUUCCUCCUCCCCUCCUUCCACUGUGGUGAAUCAGUCCAUCCUUCAAUCACUGGUACUUUCACAGACAGCCGUACAGGCUGUGUCCCAACCCCAGGGACAGGGGCAAGCACAAAUUCAGCCCCAGGCUUUCACACAGCCUCAGUCCCCAGCAACAGUUUCGGCUGUCAGUGCUACUUCAAUACCUUCCUCUUUACCACUGGCCAGCAUCCCUCCAACAAUGCUGACCUCCCCUCCUUCCUCCCAGACUGUUCCCCUUGUAUCAUCUCCUCCCUCCUCUUGCAUCUUUCCAGCCAGUGAAGUCCCCUCCGAUCAUCCCUCAGUCGCUCCCAUCUCUUCUGCUAAUUCUCUUACUUCCCCUGUCAUCCCCACGACCGCCAUCCCGGGCCCUCAGCUCACUCCCUCUGCCGCUUCCCAUCUCACUCCCCCUUCCUCCUCCUGCUCUGUGGGGCUUCAGCCAGUGACCACCAACGUUCCUUCAGUCCAGCCAACCUUAGUGCACUCCCAGCCGCAGACAACAGCCUUACCUGGACAGACACACUCUCAGUGUGGGGAAUGUGAUGCAAGGUGUGAAGCAUCUACUGAGUCCCAAGGCAAACCGGAUGAUAUCCAAGUUCUGGAGAAGAAGCUGCGGUCUCUCUUCAUGGAUCUUGGUGGAGGGGUGUCUUCCACACAGGGUGACCUGCUAGCUGCUGACCCUGCCUCUGGAGCAUCUGUGGGAGGUACCUCAUCCCCUAUGGGCCCCUGCUCUACUUCCACCACCUCUGUCACCACACCCGGCUCCAGCCAGCCAGCCAAUCCUCCUCAGCCCCCCUCCAGCCUAGCACUGGGGUCACUGGGGUCACCCGCCACAAUCCAGGGCUCUGGGACACCCAUCUCCACUCCUGCUCAGACUGUCAUCCCUGCCUCAUCCUUUGGCCAGACCACUCCAUCCAAAACUCCCUUAUCCAGGGUACCGGCCAGUUCUCCUCCUUCAGAACUCCUGCCAUCCUUCCCUGGACCUUGUCUAAUACAGUCCCAGCAACCUCUAGAGGACCUGGACGCUCAGCUGAGGAGAGCAUUGAGUCCAGAGACUGUUCCACACUCACAGGCUUCUCACAGUGGCAUAUCCUCAGCGGGACAAGGAAUUCCCUUCUCCCUGGAGGAUGACACUAUGUCCUCUCCUGCUCCUCCUCCUCAAGGUGGAAUUAAACUGGGGAGAUUUAAGGUUUCGUUGGCCACUGAAGUAACUCCAGUCCAACGUCCGGCCUGCACUGAAUCGUCCACCACCACCUCCUCUUCAUCUUCUUCCUCGUCGUCCUCCAGCCUCUCCAGCCCGGAGAACACACUCCACAAGGACUCCAUAUCUCCUCUGAGAGGGGGAGGAGGACAAGGUGGAGAUGUUGUGGAUGGACUUCCCAAAAGGACUCUGGGAGGGUCUCACCAACCCUCCCCUUUCACCUCCCCCUGCCCCUCUCCCAAGCCCACCACUACCAUUGGACGCUUCCAGGUCACCACCAACACUGAGGCCCGUGUUGGCAGAUUCUCAGUCAGUCGGGCCCAGGAGCAGAUCCUCGAGUCCAGGCAGAGUCCUACUCCAGCUGCCCAGGCUGCUAACGGGCCCAGUGAUCCUGGGCAGAGUCCGAGUCCAGAUCCCACUCAUAAAACCUCUCUGCCGAGCCUAAACAACAACUCCUUCAACAACUCCUACAUCAGUAGUGACAACGACUCUGAAUUUGAGGAUGAAGACUUCAGACGGGAAGUCAAUCGCCUCAGAGAUAAGCACAUGCGUGAGAUUCAGGCCCUCCACUCCCGCCAGAAGGAAGAAAUAGACUGUCUUUUCACCAGGCUGGGAAAGGUCCCCCCAGCUGCAGUACUCCCUCCUGUUAUUACCUUGACCGGCAGGAGAAGACGACCUACCAAAAGCAAAUCCUCCAAAUCUUCCAGAACCAGCUCCACGCACGGCAGCAAGAGUCCAUUACAGCAAGGCAGCACUUUAUCCGCCCAGAGCGUCCCAACCAUGUACCCCGGCCAGCUGGCUCUGUUAGCCCCAGGAGGAUUAGCCGAUUCAGGCAGCAGCACUCUGCUCCAACCCCUCAAACCCUCUCCCUCCAGCGACAACCUGUGUUCGUCCUACACCAGCGAGGCAGCGCUCUCUGUGCCCAGCUUGUGUGCUCCCACCCCAGGCUGUGUAAAGUUCAGCUGGGGUUCGGAGCGUUUGGCCUUCAAGCCUGGCGGCAGGAGGACGCGCUUUCUGAGUACGCCCUGCUUGGCUCUUUGGAAGAUGGUGAAAAAAGUCUGCCCCUGCAACCAGCUCUGUAGGACCAAUAGCACCAACGCAGUGAGCGGUUCAGGCGGUUUGGGUCAGAGCCAAGGGGGCUCUCAGUGUCUGCCCCCAAAUAUAUCAGCCCCCCACCAGAGGAAAGGAACAUUCACUGAUGACCUACAUAAACUGGUGGACAACUGGGCCAGAGAUGCCAUGAACCUCUCACAGGGUAAGAGGAGUGCCAAACAGCUGCAGCAGGCCCCGGCGCAGGGACACAGCUACGAGGCUAUCCAGUCAGCCAGUCUGAGCAGGAAGUACUCCGCUCCCGGCCAGCUGUGCCCGAGCAGCAUUGGAGGUUCCGCCCACCUCCCCACAAACCCCACCUCCGCUACCUCUAUGGCUGUCCGCAAGGGCUCCCUGUGCCACCCCCCCACCUCUUCCACCCCACCUCAACCCCAACCUCCCCAGUUCAUCCACUACACCCCCACCGCUGCCUACAGUGCACAAUGGUCCGGACCAGCUCACGGCCUGUCGAACCAACACCAGGCGCCGACGCAACCCGGGCCUCUGCUGGUCAGCACCUCCCAGCCCCUGGGCCCCUACCCCACCACAGUUGGCGGACAGGGCCAGAUUUCCGGGCAGGGGCCUCUCCAGGCUUUCCAUCUAAACAACGCUCUGCAGAAGUCAGUCAGCAACCCAGGAGGACCCAACCUGAGGACCACGUAGGGCUUGGGGUGAGGGCUUGUUUAAAUCACGGCCCGACUGGACUGGUGCGGAGUGGAGCACUUUGGGCUAGAUCGGCCAGAGAGGAUGGAAGAAGUGGAGGAGCGCGCAGAACGAGGAGUUUUACUUUACACAAACUGACCUGACCAAGAGGUGAGAAGGAGGAAAACAAAGGAAAUGAAAAGAAGACGAGAGAGAAAAUCAGGAAUGCGACGUCGCCACCUCCACAGUUAGUGUGAUGCAUCUCGCCCCCCCCCCGUGCUUCCAUCCACGUGUGUGAGAAGCUUUCACAAAUGCAGUCACACAAUCUCCCUUUCUGCUGCGUUUGACUGUGGGCUUGUCACAGCCAGCCAAAUGCUCGAGGAUAAAGGAAAAGACUCAUGAGUGCAAUGUUAAAAGGCCAAAGAGGUUUUGACAGGGUGUUGGACUGGUGUUAAUAACCGUUUGCGUGUGAGGUAAUGUGUAUGGGCUCUAACAGCUUGGUCACACGUGUUGUAUUUUGUGCUCUAAAUUGAGUGAACAGCUCUGUACAUGGAAGGGUAAGGUGAAGAGGAGAGGAGAGGUCCAUGAUAUUAUUAAAAACGGAGAAACUAAGAGUGUUGGUGAAUCAGCAGCUGCAGAGAUAUUUGGGCUCUUUGAACAAUGAUAGUAGAAAUAUGAGGAAAACAAGCAAAGGGGGAGAGGACAUGUUACAUUAGGUUUAGGGGGAGAAAUGUUAUGGCCAGCUUUUACAAAACCUCCUUUAGUCCACACAGCACCUCUUAUAGUUUCUUGCUGCAGCAAAAAACUUGGAAAAGCUGUUUUUUGGUUGUCAGCAGCCUUCUGUUGCUAGAAGUGUAAAUAACAAACUUCUAGCUUUCAGCAUUUUAAGCACUAAAAAUGUUCUCAACAACAUGCAACAGUGCACUUUUACCAUAAAAUUGAAGGUGGAAUCAAAUCCAUAAAGAAGUAACUGGUGGACACAGAAGGGAGCAUGGCUGGCCAUCACAUUAGUGCUCAGUGUCAAUAUCAAAGGAUGCACAAGAGGCUAUAUGGCUCUGAAAUCAAACAGUGGCAGCAGUUUGCAUCAUUAACGCUCACAAAGAGAUGGAUGCAAAUAGCAGCAAAUUGGAGCUUUGAUGUCAGGUAAGAGCACAGCGACUGAGUUCAUUACAUUUGAGUUCAGUUUUUGUUGCCAGGAAUUCUCCUCAAACUCAUUCGAAGCACAAAGAAUCGAGAACAAAUCAAGAACAGAUCAAACACAAGUUGAGAUUUUUGAACGUUUGGAGGUAAACUGACCUCGAGCCUGUUUAGUCUUGUGCUUUUCAACUUGAGAAAAAAACCUUUGACAGCCGCUCCUCCAUUACCUCCUGUGUGUUGUUCCUCCUUACUUCUUAGAAACCAUUCAAAGAGUUAGAGAGAGGUGGAGAUUAGAAAAGGAGAUGAAGAGUGAACCAAGUGUUUGUAUACAGUAACAGUCAAACACCUCAUCUGUUUCCUGUUACACUGCUUACAUUGCUGUGUUGCACCGUUGCUUAGAGUACUGAAUAGAAAUGGCAGAUUUGGCUCCUGCAUACUAAAUGCCUCUCGACCAAUCACAACUCCGUCUCUUCCUCCAUCCCUCUCUCCGGCUCUGUGUUGCCAUUUGAAGCAAUAACAACAGAAACCUUUUUGAAGGAAAAAAAAAAAAAAAAAGCCCAAACAUGAGAGAUCUCAGCGUGAAAAAGUGGCCUUGUUAUCAGAAUAAUAUCAGAGUCCCUGUACAGUUUGUGUCGCUGUUUAUUUUUAAGAGUGUCAGCUAUGAUGAUUCCAUUUUAUUGUUUCAUUUUUGUUUUGUUUUGUUUUUUGUUGGGUUUGUUGUGCUUGCUGCCCCCAGCUAGCAAUCUGAUACAAACACACACACACACACACACACACACACACAACGCAUGAGACAUUCAUAUAAAUACAUUGACCUGCAUACACACACAGUCAUGCACAGACUUAUGUAAAUACACACACACACACACACACACAGUAUUGGAGGCGUAGCAGCCAUUUAACCGACAUAGAUUUAUAGACUAAUGCCUCAGUUCUUAGUCUCCUCAUUAGGUUGGUUUCAACAUUUGGAUUGAAAUGAUUGCAAUGUACAUUAUUUUCAUCAUUAUUGUUGUUAAUGAUUAUUAUUCUAUUUAAAAAGAAACAAAAAACAAAAAUGUGUUCUGUCGAUGGACCUGUUAUACGCGCACAUCGGUGUACGAUGUGGAAACACUGUGAUUAUUGUUGUUUAUUAUUAGCAAAUGUUGUUGGACAACAUUAGUUUUAGGGUGAAAUGUCACAUAUUAAAAAAAAAAAAAACAAGCAGAAUGGUUUGGGGUCCUUUCACUUUCAAUUCAAAAAUGUGAAAAUUGAUAAUAACCCUCUUCUUCAAUAAUAGUCCUUACAUUCAGUUACUAAGGACAUAAUCACAAAAAAUGCCUUACCGACAACUAUUCAACCACAGUUUCAGUCGAGCGUUAUACUGUAACUGAUUGAACUGAAAGUCGAAACUGACCUCCAAGCCCGAUUACAAAGACAGACAGGAGUGAACGGCAGGAUAGUUGAUAUUUAGAUAAUAAAGUAAUGCUAGCUAUUUUUUUCUUAAUACAGUACUUAUAUAUCAGACACUUUAAAAUAGCCCUCCUCUUCCCUUUCUCCCUGGUUUUGUUAGAUGAAUGUGAAUGUAUAAACCAAUGGUGUCCAUUUUAUUGUACUUGAAAAAAUGAAAAAAGUCUGUCUUUUUAUUUUCUUUGAUCUCUUUGCUUCUCCCCCCCCCCCCCCCCCCCCUAGAACCUCCGGUGAACACUGGAGGUACUUACUAGUGCCUUGCAUCCUUCCUGUUGCUUCUUUUUGUCCAGGGUGGGGUGGAGGACUUGGGUUAAAGUAAGCACACUCGACAGCAUGUGUGGAGUCGCUUUGAAGUGUGGGCCUGGUGUUGAUAGGGCCUGGUGUUAGUGGAGCAGGCGUGCUGGAAGAUGAUUGGCUGUUGGUAGCAGCAACUGUGAUGCAGAAAAGUCUCCUUAAUUUGAAUAAACAAAUCUGCAUCUUCAGAUUUAAAAAAAAAAAUAAGAGCUGUUAACAGUGUGAAGUGUCUGGCAGAUGCACGCUGGGCUUAACCUGCACACGAGGUCUGACUGUGUCUAAGGCCCGGUUACACCACCAACAGGAUCAAAGGCUGAGUUUAUCAGUGCCAUUUUUUUCAGGGUUUUAAAUGUAGAUAAUGGGGAAAAAAGGGAGGGGAAAUAUUUUUUCAGUUUUUAGGAGGGAGUUGAUAAGGAUUGUAUUUGAAGCUUGGACCACUCUGUACUUAAGAGGCGCUGGCCCAGGUGCAGCAUUAAUACAGUGGAUUUGAAGAUAUAUUAUUUUUAAAUGCUAACUAAUCUCUAGCAUGAUACAGAUUAUAUACAUGGAAAAAUAAAUCGGAGGCAAAAAACAUCUGAAAUCAAUGAGGCGAGGUUUAAGAAACUCCUCUAAACUUUAUGUUUUGAUACUUUUCUUAUCGUACAUUAAAGCGUAGGUGCAGGCAUCUCUUCACUUCAGUUUCCAGUGAAAUUACCACAACUGAAACUGAAAUUGACCACAUUAAGUGAGCAUAUAGAGCCAUGACCACAUCCACAAAUACAAUAUGUUGCAAUGCAUUUACAGAUUUAGUCAAAAAACAUGUAUUGGGCCAGCAGCACUGCACUGUCCUUUUAACAGAUUUGGAUGGAAAUGCCUCCUCGUUUGAGAAUAGCUGCAAAAAAAAAAAAAAAGUAAGCAUCUGGAAAAAUCCUAUCCCCACUGUAUGUUUGUGAUGCUGCACUGUUGGGGUUUAACAGGUUUCACAGAAACGGCCAUGCAAACCAAAAAUGUUAGACCUGCGGGCGUCACAGUGCUAGAGGUGGUGUGUGUGUGAGACGAUGGUUAUGAUUGUACUGCGAGCGAUGAUGAUGAUGAUGAUGGAUGAUGGAAGUGAUUGGUUUUGAGAUUUAAGGCCUUGACACCCUUGUCCUCCUCUUUUUCUCUUUUCAUUUGUCAGCACAAAUGAAACAUAUCUGGUACAAACUUUGACAUUCACUUAAAAAAAAAAAAAAAAAUUUUUUUUUUUUUUUUUUGCUGGGAAUGGGUGUUCUGGGUUCAAAUAGAAAAAACAUGAAGCGGUUACUUUGUAAAAGUUUGUACAAAGAAAAAAACAACAACAUAGCUUUUGCCUGUUUUUUUUUGGUGAUAUUUUCCAUUUCUCAUGAAUAACAAUGCAACAUUUUUACUACUAGGCAAGUUUGGUUGAAGCUGUGAAUAAUCUUUGAGCCACUUUGCUUUAGUUCUGGUCAUGAUGAUUCUUGUUUAUCAUGAUUUUGUUAAGUCAAAACCUUUAACGAUGCCGCCGACUCAGUGCCAUUUGACUUUUUUGUCAGUGGAAAGGAAAACAUCAGAGGUGAAGAGUUACAAAAAAUGAGAGUGUAUUUACCUGCUUUUUACUCACUGGAGCUGUUUUGCUUGCCAGGUAACAUCCUGGGUUUUCACUUUGCGAUUGCUCAACCUCAAAUUAUUUUCCACAGUAGGAAUAUGAUCAUUUUGCUGUCUCUCUACUACACAUGUACUAUGAAAGGAAUGCCUUCUGUGCAAUGGCUGCAAAGCAAUAUUAUUUAAAGUCGCAGUAUGCUAUCAAGCUGUGCAGUUACAGUUAUUACACCGAUGCUGGAGGACUUGUGUGAAGUUUUUUUUUUUGGAGUUGUAGUGGAGGACUGUUACUAUGAAGGCUCAAGAGGUAUCCGGUGUGGGCACUCUUUUUUGGAGAGUUUCCUGAAGUGAAAGGUGGAUAAGAAGGAAGAUACUUUUCUCUUGUGGCACAAACAUUGUAGCAAUAGUUUUUAACUCACACACGUUUAGAAAUCAGUUUCUGUUGGUGUUUUUGCGUUUUCAGAACUCGCUUACCCUUUAUGCUUUUUACUGUAGAAGUGCCCACAUGUUUUUAAAAAAUGCCUUUCAUUGCACCGACAGAUCAACACAUACACACACACACACACACACACACAAAUACAUAUAGAUUCAUUCAGUGCAUCUCCUCGCUGUUUCACGUCGCUUGCUCCUGUGGAAUGAUGUCGAGUCUCGAGCACAGCAACAGUUUCUCAGACUGUUACUGCAAACUUUUAUUUCUUUUCAACAUGUUCAUUAUGUUUCUAUUCACUCCGAUGUUCUCACAUUUUUUCAUUAUUCUUUAUUUCUCACUUGUUUGAUCCGCAGUUUUAAUGUCUCUAGCGGCACCUAACUUAAGUGGUUUCAUUUUCUGUAUUGUAUUUGACGUUGUACAAAAGUGGUUGAAUAAAAAACAACAAAAAAAAAACAACACCUGAUGAAUGAAUGAAAGAAAAAAACAAAAAAAAUACAUGUAGGGAGUCAUUGGCAGCCUUUAACGGUAUGUUUUGCACUAAGUAUAGAGUGUUCAAGCUUCAUAUUAAAAAGAAACUUUGCGCUUUGCGCUACAAUACAAUGGAAUUUGUUACUUUAUUUGUAAAAACUUAAUAAAUAAAGUUGUUUAAAUGAA